AUACCUUUGAAGGAAGAACCAUUAACCAUGUGUGUUGGACUUGGACUUCAUUAAUGCACAUACGAAGUUCUACAGCUGGGAAAUCAAGGGAAAAAUGCAGAGACAAGGAAAGGGAAACAGAGGGAGAAUGAGGAAAAAGUUGAUGUGAGCUUUUGCUUUGGAUUCUUGUUCUUCAUUCAAGAGAAAAUCAAGGGGCCUCUUCUUCGAUGAAGUGUGAUGAUCACAGUGAUGUUGCUCUUUGGUGGGCUCGGUCAAGGCAUUUUUUCAACAAAAAGAGUAACGGAAAAUUAUGGCCUUGAAGAACUGGAUAAAUAAGUGGGGAUUUGAGUUCCGAGGGAAGUUGCGGAAAAUGAUGAAGUGUGUCUGGUCAGGGCAACAAUUGGGAGUUGCUGAAAGUGUUCGGUCAUCUGAGUCCCUGGCAACUCGAGACUAUUCAGCAAGUGGGUAUUCCUCUACUAGAGCUGGGGAGAUUGUGGAAACAAAAGCAGAUACUAGCAACAUUGAAGAAGCUGAGUCAUCUCUUCGCGAAAGUGGCUACCUGAACUACGAGGAAGCAAGAGCAUUGUUAGGAAGACUUGAGUUUCAAAAAGGAAAUGUAGAAGCUGCACUUCAUGUGUUUGAAGGAAUUGAUGUUGCUGCUGUGACUUCCAAGAUGAAAGUCUCCCUUUCCAGAAGAUGUGAACAAAAUCAUCGACGCUCACAAAGUGAUGUUGUUCCUCCCAUGUCUAUGCACGCUGUUAGUUUACUCCUUGAAGCUAUUUUGUUGAAGUCAAAGUCAUUGCAGAAGCUUGGAAGGUUUGGAGAAGCUGCUCAAUCAUGUAAAGUUAUCUUGGACACCAUUGAAUCUGCAUUGCCUGAAGGGCUGCCUGAAGACUUCUCUACAGAUUGCAAAUUACAAGAAAUUCUGAACAAAGCUGUUGAAUUGCUUCCAGAGUUGUGGAAACUUUCCGGGGAUCCCCAAGAAGCUAUCAUGUCAUACCGGCGGGCUCUCCUCUAUCACUGGAAUCUUGAUAUGGAAACCAAAGCAAAGAUUGAAAAGAAGUUUGCAAUUUUACUUCUCUACAGUGGUACUGAUGCGAGUCCUCUGAACCUCCGUUCACAGAUGGAAGGCUCUUUUGUGCCAAGAAACAACAUAGAAGAGGCUAUUCUUCUAUUACUAAUUCUACUAAAAAAAUUUAUUCAUAAAAGGAUUGGAUGGGAUCCAUCAAUCCUGGAUCACCUCUCUUUUGCUCUAUGUGUUUCUGGGGAACUGAAAGCCCUGGCACAUCAGGUUGAAGAGUUGGUUCCUGGGAUCAUCGAAAGACAAGAAAGAUUUUGCAGCCUAGCUCUUUGUUACUAUGGGGCAGGUGAGGACAUGGUUGGUUUGAAUCUUCUGCGAAAUUUGUUGAAUGACAGAGAAAUUCCAGACUGCAUUUUAGAAUUGUUGCUGGCUUCAAAAAUUUGUGGGGAGAAUAUGAAUUCUAUUCAAGAAGGCAUGAAUUGGGCACACAGAGCACUUUCUGAAUUUCAUGGUAGAUGUGGACACAUGGUAAGUAAAGCAUACUGCUUACGGGGUGUUUUGUUAUCCGCUCAAUCUAGAUUGGUUUCAUCUGAUUAUGAGAGGGAUUUGAAGCAGUCUGAAGCUGUAGAAGCACUCAAAACUGCAGAGAAAAUGAUGACAGAAAGAGAUCCUUAUAUUGUAUAUAAUCUUUGUCUAGAGCAUGCCGAGCAGAGGAAGUUGGAUCUUGCACUUUAUUAUGCAAAGCAGCUAUUGAAACUUGAAGCUGGAUCUAGUGUUAAAGGCUACCUUCUUUUGGCUCGGGUCCUGUCAGCACAAAAACGGUUCAUUGAUGCAGUGGCAGUAAUUAAUGCUGCUCUAGACCAAACUGGGAAGUGGGACCAAGCAGAACUGCUGCGAACCAAAGCUAAACUUCAGAUAGCACAGGGCCAGUUAAAGAAUGCAAUUGAGACAUACACUAAUCUUCUCGCUGUUCUCCAAGUUCAGAAUAAAAGCUUGAGUGCUGUGAAGAAACUUCUAAAGACUAAGGGGAACCAGAAUAGAAGCUUGGAAAUGGAAACAUGGCAUGAUCUAGCCAACAUAUAUACAAGCUUGUCUCAAUGGCGGGAUGCCGAGGUCUGCCUUUCAAAGUCCAAGGCUAUCAGCCCUCAUUCUGCUUCUAGAUGGCACUCUGCAGGUUUACUUCUUGAAGCCAAGGGGCUCCACCAAGAGGCCCUGAAAUCAUACAGGAAUGCAUUAGAUGUUGAGUCGACGCAUGUCCCAAGCUUGAUCUCUACUGCUUGUGUCCUUCGACAGCUUGGUGGCCAGUCACUGCCAAUAGCGAGAAGCUUUAUUACAGACGCACUUCGGGUUGACAGAACAAACCCCUUAGCCUGGUACAAUCUUGGGCUUCUUUACAAAUCUGAUAUUGGUGCAUCUGCAGUAGAAGCUGCUGAAUGCUUUCAGGCUGCUGCUCUUCUUGAAGAAACUGCUCCAAUUGAACCCUUCAGAUGAACACACUCUUUUCCAUUGUCACCUACGUAAGAACUGCUGAUUGUAAAUUGUUUGUUGGUUGGGUCAUUUAUUUGAAAAUUGAAGUAAAGAAGAACAAGGAAAAAGAGAUUAAUCUGCAAAUUUGCCAUGCUCCCAAUCCAAUUAUAUU
Rubroshorea leprosula is the source of this 2639-nucleotide messenger RNA. The record is from the annotation of a GenBank genome assembly. Lineage: Eukaryota; Viridiplantae; Streptophyta; Magnoliopsida; Malvales; Dipterocarpaceae.